Molecule: messenger RNA, 540 nt
Organism: Didymodactylos carnosus
Lineage: Eukaryota; Metazoa; Rotifera; Eurotatoria; Philodinida; Philodinidae
Source: the annotation of a GenBank genome assembly
AUGAAUUCGACCUAUUCUCCCAGUAUUAGUGAAGAGCGCGUUAAAAAUAGAAGAUCAGAUGCAUUUCUUUGUCCUAUAUGUCACAAUAUAUUAUGGAAGCCACAGCAGUGUAGCAAAUGCCAACAACCGAUUUGUGAGAAUUGUAUCGCAACGUGUUUGAGACAUAAUCCUGGUGUUUGUCCUAUGUGUCGUCUGCCUUACCAAGAACAACGUUGUAUGCCACAAUUCUAUAAUUUUUUAUGUGAAUUGCAAAUUGAAUGUUGUAAUAGGUCUAGUGGCUGCAAUCAAAUUUUAUUCUACGAACAGCUGGAACAACAUGAAACACAAGAAUGUGGCUAUGAAAUCAAAGAAUGUCGUGGUUGCAAGGAAAAAGUUAUAAAACAAGAAUUAAUAAAACAUGAAAAAGGUUGUGAAUUUAUUAAAAAAACAUGCCGCAAUUGCAGGAUGAUUUAUGGACAAAAACAGAAACAUGAACUUUUAGAUUGUUUAACAUAUAAACAAGAAGUAUUAGAAAAACUAAUAAACCCCCCCCCAGAAUAG